Acanthoscelides obtectus is the source of this 1616-nucleotide messenger RNA. Lineage: Eukaryota; Metazoa; Arthropoda; Insecta; Coleoptera; Chrysomelidae. The record is from the annotation of a GenBank genome assembly.
GUAAGCAGUCGUUUGACUGACGUAAUCUGACAUAAGACAACGUGACAAAAUUAACCUUAAAAUUCUGAAACUGCAGUUGCAGUUCCCAGCUGUGAUCCUAAAGAAAUUUUGUUAAAAACUAGCAUCAGUAUCUUAAAAUGUCUAGUGAAAUUGUGAACAGUAUUAACAACAUAGCUCUAAACAAUGACGAGGACUUUGUCGAUCCAUGGAACGUAGUCAGCAAGUCAGACACGGGUGUCGAUUAUGAUAAACUCAUUCAAAGGUUUGGCAGCUCCAAGAUAGAUCAAGAACUACUGGACCGCUUCGAAAAGAUCACAGGCAAAAAGGUGCAUCAUCUUCUACGAAGAGGUGUAUUUUUCUCACAUCGUGACAUGCACACCAUUUUGAACUUAUAUGAAUCAGGAAAACCGUUUUAUUUAUACACGGGGCGAGGACCUUCCUCAAAAUCUAUGCAUCUAGGCCACUUGAUUCCUUUUACUUUGUGCAAAUGGUUGCAAGAUGUAUUCAAUGUUCCUCUAGUUAUACAGUUAACUGAUGAUGAAAAAACAUUGUGGAAAGAUAUAAAACUAGAAGAAGCACAUGAGAUGGCUUAUGAAAAUGCUAAGGAUAUCAUUGCAGUAGGAUUUGAUCCAAAGAAGACAUUCAUAUUCUCAAACUUGGAUUACAUUGGGCAGUGCCCAGAUUUCUACCGCAACAUGAUCCGCAUCCAGAAAUGUGUCACCUUCAACCAAGUCAAGGGCAUUUUCGGCUUCGACGACAGCACCGUCAUAGGAAAAAUAGCAUUUCCAGCGGCCCAAGCCACGCCAGCCUUAUCAACUUCAUUCCCUCACAUAUUCAAUGGCAAGAAGUUUCCAUGUCUCAUCCCUUGCGCUAUAGACCAGGACCCAUACUUCAGGAUGACUAGAGAUGUUUGUCCACGACUUGGAUUCCAAAAACCAGCUCUCUUGCACUCUAAAUUUUUUCCAGCUUUACAAGGUGCUCAGACAAAAAUGUCUGCUUCUGAUCCGAACAGUACAAUAUUCUGCUGUGAUACACCAAAACAGUUGAAAAAUAAGAUCAACAAGCACGCGUUCUCAGGGGGACAGGUUACUGUAGAGGAGCAUCGGAAAAUCGGUGGGAAUUGUGAUGUUGACAUUUCAUAUCAGUAUUUGCGAUUUUUCCUGGAGGAUGAUGACAAGCUAGAACAAAUUCGAAAGGACUAUACGAGUGGUGCUCUGCUAACUGGUGAAUUGAAAAAAAUUCUUAUAGAUACAAUCACACCUAUAAUUGUGCAACACCAAGAGAGGAGAGCUGAAGUGACAGAUGAGGUGUUGAAAGAGUAUAUGAUGCCGAGAAAGUUGGAGUUCGAUUAUAAAUAACUGCAUUUUAAUUUAUAUGAUUAGAGUCGACAUGGGAAAGGUUAUUGUAACUCAUGUUUGAAUUUCUGUUUAUUUUAUGUUUUGCCACAGUGGUGGCCGAAAUUUAAACAUUUAUGUGGUUUGAUUCAGCCGUACAAUCGAGUCCGAUAGAAAAAGUUAUGUUUUCGUAUUUAUUUUUAUUUAUUUAUCAUGCAACUUUUGUAUACUAUGAUGGACGCUUAAAAUUUUGAUCAUUAAAAUAAAACAUUUUUAUAUUCA